CUGCAAGAUAAAAGCUGCGAAAGCAUUAGAAUCUUAUCCUACUCUCGCCAGUGACAGUAUCACUGUCUAUCCUGAAAUCGCGAUGUUAAUUCUUUUUCUACUCGUCUCUCUUGUCUCAUCGAUUAAUGCUACAGCUAUGGUAUCUCGCUCAGAGUACCCACUAUCUCAGAUCCCUGCACAUGGUCCCACAACUAGAAUAACCAUAGGCAAUAAAGACCUCGCUCCCGAUGGCUUCAACCGCUCAACAACUCUUGUCGAUGGCACAUUUCCUGGAACCUUGAUUACAGCCCAGAAGGGAGAUCAGUUUAAUAUCGAGGUGGUCAACCGACUCAACGACGACUCGAUGUUCGUGCUUACCAGCGUUCACUGGCAUGGCAUCUUCCAGAAUCGGACGAACUAUGCCGAUGGAGUGGCCUUCGUCACACAAUGCCCCAUUACGCCGAACCACUCUUUUCUACAUUCUUUCUCCGCCCAGAACCAGGCGGGCACUUAUUGGUAUCAUAGCCAUUAUUCCGUCCAAUAUGCAAGCAUAAUUCGAACCUUGCAUUGCGAUGGUCUAAGGGGACCACUGGUAAUCUAUGACCCUGAAGACCCUUUGGCAUACAUGUACGAUGUCGACGAUGCAAGUACCGUGAUCACGCUUGCCGACUGGUAUCAUACUGUAUCCCCUGAUUUGAUCGGCACUGUACCUGUUGCUCCGUCUAUGCUCAUCAAUGGACUCGGUCGCUAUGCUGGCGGACCCCAGUCUGAUCUUGCUGUGGUCAAUGUCACGCGGGGAAAGCGAUAUCGCUUCCGCCUAGUUCAAAUGUCAUGCGACUCCAACGUCCAAUUCUCUAUCGAUGGUCACAACUUAACUGUCAUCGAAGCGGAUGGACAGCUGACAGAACCUCUGGUGGUAGAUCAGCUUCAGAUUUUUGCGGCCCAGCGCUACUCUGUAGUUCUAGAAGCCAAUCAGCCGGUGGACAACUACUGGAUACGCGCUCUUCCUAGUACGGCGAAUGCAACUUACGACGGAGGAUUGAGCACUGCUAUCCUACGCUACGUAGGCGCCUCAGAGGUUGACCCAACCACGGUCAAUACGACAGCCGAGAAUCCAUUGGUAGAGACCAACUUGCAUACUCUGAAUAGUUCCGGUGCUGCUGGUACUCCAGGGUACGGGAACGCCGAUAUCAACCUCAACUUCAAUGCCUCCUUCAAUGGCUCACUUUUCGCUAUCAAUAAUGUCACAUUCGUAAACCCCACCGUUCCUGUUUUACUCCAAAUUCUUAGUGGAGCUCAUGACGCUUCUGAGCUGCUCCCAAACGGGAGUGUGUACAUUCUCGAGGCCAACAAAGUGGUAGAGUUGACGGUGUCAAUAGUCAGCGCUCCAGGUGGACCUCAUCCCAUGCACCUUCAUGGGCAUGCAUUCGAUGUCGUACAGAGCGCAGACAGCAAUACCUUCAAUUAUGUGAACCCCGUCCGCCGCGACGUGGUCAGCGCUGGGAUCAUUGGGCAACAAACGGUGAUCCGAUGGACCACCGACAAUUCUGGCCCGUGGAUUUUGCAUUGUCACAUUGACUGGCACCUUGCAGGCGGUUUUGCCGUGGUAAUGGCGGAAAGUCCCGCAGAUACUUCCGCGCAUGUGGAUCCCGUGCCAUCUGGAUGGGAUCGUUUGUGUCCACUCUAUAACCAAGACCCGGAUCCGACAGUAGCUCGCAUCACCGACACUUCCUAUGCAUAG
Suillus fuscotomentosus is the source of this 1720-nucleotide messenger RNA. Its product is annotated as laccase. Gene Ontology annotation, molecular function: oxidoreductase activity; copper ion binding. The transcript has 12 exons. The record is from RefSeq and is a predicted model, not a curated record. Lineage: Eukaryota; Fungi; Basidiomycota; Agaricomycetes; Boletales; Suillaceae. The coding region runs from base 83 to 1720 and encodes 545 amino acids.